AGGCAGGAGACUGAAUCUCUUUUGGACGAUUCUCAAGGACGAUUACGUACUCAACAUCUCUGUAAUGAUAACCGUCUAGACGUAGAGUUAACCCCACUGUUGACCACAGCUCCUCCGCCUUGGAAAUACCCAAGAAAGCAACAUCUGCUAUUAAAAAACAACAUAGACAUACUGUUGGUGAAAAGAGCUGUAAAGAUUGUACACACCCCAGAGUUAACACCAGGGUUUUAUUCUCACAUCUUCCUGGUACCUGAGAAGUGAUCCACAAUCUCUCCAUGUUCAAUGAGCGUUAUCUGAAACGUCCACCUUAUUUCCGCCUCACCACAUUGAGACUGCUCAGAACCAGCAUCAAUGCAUUUAAUUCCUUGAUCAGUCUACCUGCAUAUACCUAUCCAUCCCUCCGACCACAGGUUCCUCAGGUUCCAGUUCAAUAGAGUUCACUACCAAUGGGCAGUUCUCCCAUUUGGCAUUUCAGUGGCCCCGUCGCUACUGACACAAAUAAUGAAGCCCAUAACUGCGUUUCUACACCUGAGGAACAUUUGGUUCGAGUUGUACAUAGAAGACUGUCUCCUGGGUCAUCAACACAUACUGACGUUAGUACGCCAUCGAGAAGUUAUCAGACGACUACUGUAUCAACAAGGCGAAGUUGGAGUGAACACCAUCUUAUCUUCUCUAGUUCAUAGGAGGCCUGUUCCAGACAGACCAGGAUCCCUAUCAGACCGAGGUGACAGAUGGCUCAAGAUUGUACACCUCUUGUCACCUGCACUACACCAAACACACGCUUCAUCAAUGGCGAGUGUUACUCACUUUGGCACAGGACUUAACCACCAGAGGCCGAUUACAACUGCGCCCAAUCCAACAAUUACUGAACCCUUACAUCAGACGUCAGGAUCCACUCAAAGCCAUCACUCUACUGGUCCAUCUUAAGCCUUACCGGUACUUCAAUUGGUGGAUGGUAGAGUUGAAUAUCUUAGGAGGAGUCUCUUUAUCCGUGUUAUCCCCGAAAAUACACCUGUUCGUAGACGCCUCCCUUCAGGGCAGGGUUGCCCACCUGCAAGGCCAGACAGCCUCAGGGCUAUGGUCCGGCGCUCAUCAAAAUUGGCACAUAAACAAUCGUGAGUUGGAAAUUCUGGCCAUCUCUCAUUGGCAGAAUCAGCUACAGUUCGCACAGCUUGCAAUAUCCAAAGACAACAGCACUGUGGUGCAUGCGCAGUCAGGGAAAACGCACUACCCCUCCCUUCUUCAAAAGACAUUCAGGUUCUUCCAUCAAGUCGAUCGUCUGGAACUACAAUUCAUAGUUCAGCACAUCCCUGGAUGUCGGAACAUACUGGCCAAUGCAUUAUCUUGUGGUCCAACCGGCUCAUCAACCCUCACAGAAAAUUGCCUCGCCCAAUACCAGUCUGCACGCUUAAAUCUACCAGAGGAUUAAAUGAUGAUAAGUGGGGGUCUUUCGAGGCAAGGCAAAAAACCAAGAUCUCACAACUGCGUCACCACAGUUCCUAGCCGAAUACCUCCUACAUUUGUGUAUCAAGAAACACUUGAAAGGUAGCACCAUUACUACAUAUUUGGUAACACUUAACUUAAAUCGCAAAAUGACCAAGGUCCCGGAACUACAGUACCUACUACGCUCUUUCAGGCUUGAGGAUCAGAGGGCCAAGUUCCGUCACCCUGCUUGUCUUAUAUUUUUGUGAGGUGUCUGACAAAUGGUGUAUGAUCAGGACUAAUCCAUUUUACCACUUGGGUAACAGGCAUUGGAGAUUGGGAGAACUCAGCCGUGACAUUUGUGAUUUUAAGGUAUCUGACAAAUAGGGUGUCUGACAAAUGAGGUGAGACCCGAAGUUCUAUACCCAAAUCGACGAUACUGAGAAUCGAUCCCGAGAGUGGCCAGGCGAACCAGAAUGCCGAUCCUGAGACAAUUGAUCCUGAGGCGAGCAAUCCUUAGAUGAGCGAUCCUUACAUGAGUGAUCCUUAGAGUGUUGAUUGUGCGAUUGACUUUGUUUUACUCUUGUAAGAAGCGUGAGACCAAUCAUACUCUGUCGAUCCUUAGAGCGCUAAUCCUUAGAUGAGCAUCGAUCCUGAGAGCGGCGAACUUCCGAUGAUCGUGUUGAUCCUUGGGGGUGGGCUCAUCCUUCUAAAACCAAACCUCCAAUCCUAAUCGUUAGAGUGCUGAUCUUGGUAGAGGGAUUCUGUGAACGUUGAAUCCUGUGAUCGCCGAUUCUGAGGACGUCCAGAUGAGCCUGAGUGUCGAUCCUGUGAAAGAGUCGAGUCGUAGACGAUGAGUUUGAGCAACUUCCCUCUUUUGAACUGGAAGAUCAAAUGAAAUCAAAGAAACAGCACCAGAGGACAUCUGGGUCAUCACUGCAGGUGAAGUGACGCAAUCUGAAGCAGAGCAUUCAGCAAUGUCAGCAAUAAUACACAUUUGCGAAGAAGACUAUGAAAGCCUAAUCAUAGACACCCUGGAACUUACUGUGAAGGGAGGGUUGGAGUGGACAAUCCUUGAACAACCAAGACUUCUGUUGCUUAAACCAGGCGCACAGCUCGCGGAACCGAUGCCGAUAUAGACCCCGACGAAUCCUCCAGAAUAGACUGCUUGUCAAGGGUAGCACGGAUGUCAUCAUCUUCGACAGAGAGCACAGUUGGUGACCAUUGUUCCGGGGUUGAAAUCAACUGGGAAGACAGGAGGGAAGCUGUUGCGUCGCCCCCAGGUCCCUAAGCCUCUGCCCCCACUGUCUCCGUGUCCCUCUCCUAAAACAGACAGCUGCUUCAGUCCAGGCAAAACCUAUGAAGCAUACAAUGAAGUGGAUUCCCUGCGGUGUGACUCACAAGAGAUUGAUUUUUACCAGUCAAUGUCACCAAUUCCAAGCGGGGCCCCAAGUCUGGUGUCCCCGCCCCCCUCAGAGUCUGUCCCCACCAGGAGAACAUUCAGGAUGAACACAUACACUUCUCCUGAAAGUCACGGCACAUCCUUUAUCAGUAGAGAUGAUCUGAAGUAUGUUUUGGAUCCUCUUUUUCGAGGUCGCAGCACAGUGGGGACAUAUAUUGAUGGAAAAAGACUAACAAAACCUUUCAAACCCCGAGGGCCUGACCCGUUCCCACCCAGAGAACCAAGAACAAUUAAUGAGGUGUGGUUUGACUGUGAGCCUGAUGAGAUGAGAUACUAUCAGCCACCUACAUUUACGCUUGAUAACUUUUUAAGGCAUGUUGCAAGGAUGAACCAUGUGCCAAUGAGGAGAGUUAAAGAAGCUGUGUGUUCUCAGCACAAUUAUAAAAAACUCACUAAAUUACUGGCAGAAACGCACAUAUACCCACCGGUUCAGCAAACUGUGCAUCAAGUGACGUUCACCCCGGAAGGUCAGAAUGUGCCUGCAUGUGAACCGCGCAUCCCCCAGCGCCAACUGUUGUAUGAGAUGGCAGCAAUGAUCAAGUCCCACGUACGAGAACUCAUCAAUACAGAGGUGAAAACAGUCAUCAAACAAAUGCCAAAGUACAGCCCUUCCUACCAGAGUGACAAAAUGCCUCACACAGAAAUCAUUCUGUAUGAAGAUGACACUGUUGAGAGACUGAGCUUCAUAUCCAAGAAGAAAGUAGAUUCUGAACUGCCAGCCUCGGAUGCAGUCUUCCAUUCAGCACAGACCCAGUACUUCCAGGGCUCAGGGAGGAGUCGCUCGCCCUUCACUGUGCCGGAUGACGGAGUUAUCUCCCCUUCAGAACUAGCCAUUCUGGACUCUCUGAUCAGUGGAGGAACAGCACUCAGCCUCAAGGCCCACUUCAUAUCAGAAGUGCCCGAUGUGACACCUUUAGUGAAGACUGUCACCUACCUCAACCUGUCCUUCAAUGACUUCAGAGGCUUGCCCCUGGAGGUUCUGGAGAUGAGUGAGUUAGAAGUGCUGAAACUGAGGAAUAACCCCCUGAUAGAGCUUCCCCCAGACAUUAACAAGCUGGGCAAACUGAGGACAUUAGUCGUGUCCUUCUGUCUCAUGUCCUCCCUGCCCAUCAGCCUCUUUGACAUGACAUCCAUAGAACAUCUUGAUAUCUCCUACAACAGAAUCACCUUCAUUCCAAAUGAAAUCUGCAAACUAAGAAAACUACUGGAGUUGAAUGUGGAGGGGAACCAGCUCCCUGCGCUGCCAGGAUCUGCCUGUCGCCUUAGUCUACGCUCUGUCAAUGUCAGGAACAACCUCAUGCACCCACUCUUCUGGCGGGAUAGCACCAAGAACCAACCACAGAGGUUGAUCGACCUUGCUGCCCUGGCCAUUCACAACUCGGAGUUGGUUGAGACAGCCCUGCCCCAGGCUGUGUGUUCAGUAUUACAGAGCAAAGAUACCUGUGACUGCUGUAGAGGGGCGCUUUUUGGCCCUGGUCUGAGGAUAAUUCGACCAGUCACUAACAUAUUUGGAGUGAAGAACUUGCCUUUUUUGUUUCGAUCGUGUUCUACAUUGUGUCUGUAUGUGUUCAGGCACAGCACAGACACACUAGCCCAGAUGCUGUAUGGUGGUGAUGCCAUUAAGGGCCUGUGAACAUGCCACCACCACACACACCAGACAUAUACACUGCUUGGCCUUCGCAUGUAGGGAUUAUAUGGCAAAUGCAUGUCAGAUAUGACAACAGUAAUCAUGCAGAAAAGAUCAACUGUGUCAGGAGAUCUUUGUGAAGGUAAAAUGAAAAUCUUGGCAGUAUCUAAGUCUAUGUUAGAUUGAACAUGAUACUUUCAGAAAAAAAAAAUUAGCUUUUGAUGAAUGUGACAUAUUAUACUUGUCAGAAGUGUUUGAAGUCAAAAUGAGGAUGUUUGACACUUGAAGAUUGUUUAUAAAAUAAUGCUUGUUAA
Molecule: messenger RNA, 4825 nt
Organism: Haliotis rufescens (red abalone)
Lineage: Eukaryota; Metazoa; Mollusca; Gastropoda; Lepetellida; Haliotidae
Exons: 11
Coding region: 2847-4517 (556 amino acids)
Molecular function (GO): protein binding
Source: RefSeq, a predicted model, not a curated record